CCGGCCUGUCUGCUCGUUCGGGAUCGUUUCAAUGCAUUUGUCGUAAAGGCUAGAAUACAGGGGAUCUCCGAUUUUAGUGUCGGCUGGCCUGACUACGGAGAAACGAACGUCGGCUGUUCUUGACCACAGUUUCCGACUUGUCCUACCUUGCGUGUUUGGUGAAAACCAUAAACUGAAGGCCGUUUCUUGGAGAGAUAUUCUGGAGAUGACUGACCGCUGUAAUCAGGAGAGAAAUGGAGAUGUAGUAACUUAUGAUGAUGGCGAUGAUGACUCUUUAAGCCUGUUGCAUGAUAUUCAUGCCUGUAGAGUAACAACUGAGGGCAUGGAUAUAAAUUAUUUAUAUUCACAAGUUAGCAACAAAGAGCAGAAGAAGAAAAUGGAGAUAGAGAUAAAUCAACUGAAACCACCUGAGGGAGGGAUGCCCAGCUCUAUCCAGUCUUCAGUGGGCCAUGUUGAGUCUACAUCUCUAUCAGCAAAUGUCUUAAAAUGUGUCACCAACAAGACAAAACUUCACAAGAGAAAUGAAAAGGGAGAGAGUCUUCUGCACAAAGCAUGCCAAAGAGAAGAUCUGGCAAAAGUCAAAGCACUUAUUCAGGCUGGAAUCAGUGUGAACAUGGAGGAUUAUGCAGGCUGGACAGCUCUCCAUGAGGCUUCAGCUGUGGGUGAUAAGGCAGUGGUAGAGGAACUGCUGAAGGCUGGAGCUCAUGUUAAUGCCAGAAGCUUUGAUGGUAUAACACCCCUACAUGAUGCUGUUUCCUCUGGACACUAUGAGGUGGUGAAGCUUCUCCUGCAGUAUGGGUCAAAUGCCAGUGACAGGAAUCUCAGUGGCCUCAGUGCACUAGACUUGGCGGAGGAGGAGAAUAUCAUAGAGCUGCUCUUAACUUUCAAAACAUCUUCUGUCAUACAUGAGCAGCCUUGUGAGACACCUGUAGAAUACAGACAACCAGAGGCUCACUGCCACAUGCAGUUCUACUGCCAGGGGAGCUUCAGUCCCAGCUGCAGUGACACGGCAAAUGUACAAUCCAGAGAAUCAGGUGACAGAGACGGAGCCAGAGAUCCUGGUGACAUUCAGCUGAGAAGGAAAGACACCACCUUGGAUAAUAUGGAACAUUCAGAGUCCUUAAAAGUGGUUUUGGAGGAGGUGGGUAGGAACCAAACAGAAAUGUUGACGUGGCCUCUGACAGGUCUGCAGGAUGCAGACAGAUAUUAUGCUGCUCUUACAAAGAUCCAGAGUGUGCUGGUUCAGGUGCUCACCAGGCAACAUUUGGAAAAGGAUAAUCUUGCCCAAAGAUACCGGAGUGUGUCAAAAAGUCAACUCCUCUCCCUUGCUUCACGUCAAAGGAACUUGGUGGAAAUCCUCCAAAAACAAAUCCAUUUGGUAGAGGUGUAUGUAACCAUGAAAGCCAAAAUUUCCAGUCAACCUCCCAACCUUCAAGGCAGUACAGUAGUGACACAGCCAGAUCACUUCUCGGCAUCUGCUUUCUCUAAACCUAAAGGUGCACACAGCUGUAAUGAAGACAGUCAAAGAAAGAAAAGCCAUAGACUGGUGACAUGGCUCAGUUCAUUAAGAUUGGCACCUCCAAACAACGCCAAGGACCUUACAGUGCCCAGACCUCUUGCUCCCUUACUAACCCAGGGGAAGAAGACUCCCACACACACUGAUGUACUAAAUAAGAAGACCAGCAACUGUCAGAGCAGUGCCCCUCAACCAGGAAAUACUUUACAACACACCAGGUUUCAGAUGAAAAGAAGGAAUGCACUGAUACAGACACAAGCUGAGGACAACAGCAGACAGCUCUCUAAGCUCAUACAGGGGGGAGUCAUGCCAGCUGAAAGUGCUCUUCAGUUGUUGAUGAAGGGUCACUGGCACUUUUCUCAUGUGCUUGGUGAUGGCUCGAUAAAGGACAGUAAAGGCAAGCUGCACCUGGCUCCAGAACACUGGCUGGAGUCUAUCCUUGGUAAUAACAUCCCUGUCAGCUCAGCAUACGCCUGGGACAAGGUGAUGUUCAAAGACAAGCCCUUGUCUUAUUAUUUAUUAAAAAUGGAGGGUGAAGGAAACGCACCACAGACACCACCUGAGGAUGAUCUUCAACACUGCAGGGCUGCUGCUUCUCCAAAGGCGCUGACCACAGUGGCAGCUGGUCUGAACUGUCUCAUGAAAAUCAAGACAAUCCAUUUGCUGGAUGAUGAGGAGCUACUGCCAAAUGCUGUGAUGGACUACUACUGGGAGAAGCUCCUAAAGAAAGACUGUUCAGAGUCUGAAGACUGGGGGAGUGAAUUAUUAUAAUCUAUAUAUCUCCUCAUAUUUUGUCCAUAACUGUGUUUGCUUUUGAAUCUAACCUGGUGAUUUUCACUUAUUAACUCUUUAAAAAAUCAGUUUUAAAGAGGGGUAAAAUAAAAGUUGUUUUUUAGUUUCUGUGUGUGUGUGUGUGUGUGUGUACAUAAUAUAUAUAUAUACACACACACACACACAUACAUAUAUGAUUAAAAAGUGCUUAAAUUCUAUUUGGACAUGUGUAGGUACUGAAGGUUGUAGUUUUCCACUACAUGGACACACUGUGUCCCCUUACGCUCAUGUUAGUCUAUUGCUGAAUGUGAUAGUUCAGCUGCUGCCAGAGUUGAACUAAAACAAUAAAGAAAAUAGUUAAGAAAGGUGUGCGGUUGUAUUUUGGAGCUACAGGGUGGGAACUGUCAGACAUGGCCUUGUACCCUGCAUUGGUUCACUGUGGAGUGUAGACAGACGGACGUGCAGUCGUGGUUGUACUAAACAGAGUCGAUCACUAGUAAGUGGCUGGUAAAUGUAUCGGGUGGUGGUGAUGUGGUGGAUGUGGCUGGAGCAGUGGGCGGACUGUUACUGCGACGCUCCCCCUCCUACUUCUCUGAACAGUUGCUCCAGUCCGCGAUGGAGCUCCGGGCAUAGCAGACGGGACUCAUGACCGCUCUGCUCUGUCAAAGCGCGCUGUCUUUACUCAUGUGGUAGGUGCUUCAGUGUAUUGUUUCAGAAACGGGCUGUCUGUUUAUAAAGAUAACGUUGCCGGAUUGUUUAGAAAGUACUCCAGGAGAGACUGAUUUUACCGCACUGUGCUUCAUCAUGUGAUUCCUGUUGGAUAAAAGAACAUUUCCAGACUCUGAAGUGGGACUUGUGCGAAAUGCAGAGAAGCAGAUCGUUCUUGUGGAACUGUGGGAGAAGUUUGCAUGGCACAAGAGCCGCUCAAAGACAACUUUAGAGAGCAAG
Molecule: messenger RNA, 3235 nt
Organism: Lates calcarifer (barramundi perch)
Lineage: Eukaryota; Metazoa; Chordata; Actinopteri; Centropomidae
Product: ankyrin repeat domain-containing protein 31
Exons: 13
Coding region: 206-2287 (693 amino acids)
Molecular function (GO): protein binding
Source: RefSeq, a predicted model, not a curated record